GCCCCACCCCUUACAAACAUCAUCAUCACCACUGUACCUAAAUCAGGAAGCACCGAGACACGUUUUUUCUUUUUCUUUUUUUUUUAAGGAAACACAUUGGUGAUUACAGCAGCGGCGAACCAUAACGGGGAAAAAGGCGUUAUUGUUGCUGCUAUCGACGACCACCGUCGACCACUGUUGUGAGAAGACUGACAGUUGGUUACAUCCAGUACAAGGCUCAGCUGUGGAUGCAUUUGACACAAGCUAUCCGGAGAAGGUCUCUGUCAGCAGCAUGGGCCAGCAUCUAGGAAAAAGGGAGUCACCUGCGGACAGCAAGGCUUCGUCACCUGAACCCAAAGCAGCGCAGACAGCAGCAGCCGCAGCAGCAGCAGAAGCAGAGCCUGAAUCACAAGAUGAAGUCUUUGGCCUGGGUGAGGCAGAUGCGAACCAGAACAAUGGCUGCACCUCGGAGAAGCCGGCGGUGACUGACUCCACGGGCGCUGAGGGCCCCCACCAGCCCUGGACCCCCGCCAGCACAGCUGACCCUGACGCCGCUACACCACGCCCCCACCUGGUCCGCCUCUUCUCCCGAGAUGCCCCGGGCCGAGAGGACAACACCUUCAAAGACCGACCCUCCGAAUCGGACGAGCUGCAGACCAUCCAGGAGCACAGCGGAGCGGCUUCAGAGUGUGGGUCGGAGAGCCCCGAACAGGACCUAGAAUAG
Lates calcarifer (barramundi perch) is the source of this 703-nucleotide messenger RNA. RefSeq names its product myelin basic protein b (gene mbpb). Gene Ontology annotation, molecular function: structural constituent of myelin sheath. The record is from RefSeq and is a predicted model, not a curated record. The transcript has 4 exons. Bases 272 to 703 code for a protein of 143 amino acids. NCBI's taxonomy places the organism in Eukaryota, Metazoa, Chordata, Actinopteri, Centropomidae.